Messenger RNA from Physella acuta, 1982 nucleotides. Its product is annotated as spliceosome-associated protein CWC27 homolog. Gene Ontology annotation, molecular function: peptidyl-prolyl cis-trans isomerase activity. Gene Ontology annotation, cellular component: catalytic step 2 spliceosome. NCBI's taxonomy places the organism in Eukaryota, Metazoa, Mollusca, Gastropoda, Physidae. Gene Ontology annotation, biological process: protein peptidyl-prolyl isomerization; protein folding. The record is from RefSeq and is a predicted model, not a curated record.
UCAUUUUCCAGCAGUUUAAAACUAUUUCUUGAUCUAUCGCUAAAAAAUAUUUCCACUCACUGUUUUAUCCUAUUCUCAUUCUGCAUUACUUUUAUUUAAGUUACUUCAAUAAAUUAAAAGACGAGAUCCUGUAGCACUUGUUUCAUGCAUUAUUGAUAAUUUUGAGUUUUCACCGCUUUACUCAGUCCUUCAUCACAUCCGGAGCAUAGAGGACUUACUUUAAUCGGGCAAAAAUUAAAAAUCCAGAUAUAUCAAAAUUUUGGCAUUUUAUGGCAUUAAUACCCAUUAGUUAAAGGAAUGAGUAACAUAUAUAUUCAAGAACCACCAACCAAGGGGAAGGUUCUUUUAGUAACAUCAGUCGGAGAUAUAGAUAUUGAACUGUGGUCGAAAGAAGCACCAAAAGCAUGCCGCAAUUUUGUACAACUUUGUAUGGAAGGUUAUUAUAAUGGAACAAUAUUUCAUAGAGUCGUUAAAGAUUUUAUAGUGCAAGGUGGGGACCCAACAGGAACAGGUACUGGAGGCGAGUCCGUUUAUGGAGAACCCUUUAAAGAUGAAUUUCACUCAAGGUUGCGGUUUGUUCGCAGAGGCUUGGUGGCCAUGGCAAACUGUGGACCCCAUGAUAAUGGCAGUCAAUUCUUUUUCACCAUGAACCAAACACCAGAGCUUCAAAACAAGCACACAAUCUUUGGUAAAGUGACGGGUCCAACUUUAUUUAACAUGCUCAAGCUUCAAGAAGUUGCUGUUGAUGGAAAUGAAAAACCAUUGUAUCCUCCAACUAUUAUAAGUACUGAGAUUCUGUCCAAUCCAUUUGAUGACAUUGAACCUAGAGUAUUGAAGAAAGCAAAGAAAGAAAAAGAAGAGGAGAAAAAAAUAAAGAGCAAAUCAAAAGCCACAAAAAAUUUUAGUUUGUUGUCAUUUGGUGAAGAAGCUGAAGAAGAUGAGGAGCAGGCAUUUAAGGCUGUUAAGAAACUGAGUGGGAAAAGCAAGAGCAGCCAUGACCUUAUAGAUGAUCCAAAUUUAAGUUCAAUCCCUGUUUUAGACACAAGUGAAUUAGAGAAGUCAAACCUCAAAAGAAAAGUUCAGGAGAGUGAAGUGAAUACAGAAACAGCUGAUGAAGUUAGGAAAAAGCUUAAAAAAGAUGCCGUUGAAGUAACACAUGAAGAGAAGGAAGAACCACUCUAUGAUGAUGUAAAAAAAUCCAGAAGGGAUGAGAUCAAGAAAGAGACUGAGAAACUGAAAAGAGAGAUCAAGGCAUCUAAAAAGAGGGCAGAAACAAGAAACACAGAACAGUCAUUAAAAACAGAUAAAGAUGAAGUAAAAUUAGAAGAAAAGAAAGCUGAAGCUCCUGACUUUCUUGAGACUUUCAAACUAGAAAGACAGAAAUACAAAGAUUUAAAGAAGAUGCAGAAAAAGAAAGGCCAGAGCAGAGAGGCCCAGACACUAGCUAUACUAGAGAAGUUCCAAUCCAAGUUGUCUUCAGUAAAACAAUUGAAAGUCGACUACUCUGAUUCAGAAGGAGAAGAGAAGUCUGGAGAUAAUGCAGAGGAGGAAGCCAGUGAUUUAUCUUGGAUGCGACACAAGCUGCAAUUUGAGGACACAGGCAAGAAAAAAGUGAUUGAUGCCAACAUUACAGAUGCUGAUCGCUAUGAGAUUCAUGAUCCUAGAAAUCCUUUAACUCAGAGGCGGAGAGAAGCUAGCAAAAAAAAGAACAAGAAAAAAUAAAAUAAAAAACAUUAUUUAUUUGUAUUUCAUAUACAAGUGUAUAAAAAUUUGUUUUAAUAAAAUGCUAAUCUUAUGUCAUAAACUUUGUUUUAUCUAAUGUUAAACGUUUGAUUGAAACUGCUUUUCAGUUAAUGUGACUGGUUGUUUAUUUGCCUGCUGUUUGAUUUGGGGAUUUGAAAAGUUUUAUAAUCCUACAUAUUUUUGCUUAGUUUUAACAAUUACUAAGACAACUUUGAUUAGCCAUCUCUACUUGAUAGUUU